UUGCAAAAAUAGCAAGAUGGCAAUGCACGUUCCUAAACCGCCGGGCUUCGCCCAAAUGAUGAAAGAUGGUGCCAAGCACUACAGUGGCCUAGAAGAAGCAGUUUAUCGAAAUAUUGAUGCCUGCAGUGAGCUAGCAAAGACGACGCGGUCUGCAUAUGGUCCAAAUGGUCAGAAUAAAAUGGUCAUCAACCAUCUGGAGAAAUUGUUUGUUACAAACGAUGCAGCCACGAUUCUAAGGGAGCUCGAGGUGCAGCACCCAGCUGCCAAGAUGCUGGUCAUGGCUUCACAGCAACAGGAACAGGAAUGUGGUGAUGGAACCAACUUUGUCCUUGUUUUUGCUGGUGCAUUGCUCGAGGAGGCUGAACAACUCAUUAGGAUGGGUUUGUCUGUGACAGAGGUGAUUGAAGGUUACGAAUUGGCUUGUCAGAAGGCUUUGGAAGUAUUACCAGAAUUGGAGUGUGGCAAACUUAAGGAUCUGCGUGACAGGGAAGAAGUCAAGAAGGCCAUCCGAGCGUCUGUAAUGAGUAAACAAUAUGGAAAUGAAGACUUCCUGGCAGAUAUUAUUUCCCAGGCCUCUGUGUCAGUUCUUCCAGAGAAGGGGUUCUUCAACGUUGACAAUGUUAGGGUAUCAAAAAUUGUGGGUGCUGGUAUCCAUCAGUCAGAAGUCAUACAGGGAAUGGUAUUUAAACGUAUUAUCGAGAGUGACAUCAACAAAGUUGACAAUGUUAAGAUAGCGGUAUACUCAUGUCCCUUGGACUCCAUGCAGACAGAGACAAAGGGGACUGUUCUCAUCAAGACUGGUCAAGAAUUACUAGACUUCAGUAAAGGAGAGGAGAAUUUAAUGGAAGAACAAAUCAAGGCCAUAGCCGACACUGGUGUGAAUCUAAUUGUAACUGGAGGAAAGGUGGGAGAACUGGCCCUUCACUACGCCAAUAAGCACAAGCUUAUGAUCAUCCGAUUAAUGUCCAAGUUUGACCUUAGGAGACUUUGUAAAGCAAUCGGUGCAACAGCCUUACCUAGAAUUACUCCCCCAACAGCUGAGGAAUGUGGACACUGUGAUCAUGUUUACCAGGACGAAGUCGGCGAUACACCAAUUAUCGUUUUCAAGCAAGAGAAAGAAGACACUUCCCUGGCGACGAUUGUCAUCCGAGGAUCAACUGAUAACAUCAUGGAUGACAUUGAGCGAGCUAUUGAUGAUGGGGUCAACACUUUCAAGGUUAUGACAAAGGAUGGUCGCUACCUGCCCGGUGCUGGCGCGACAGAGAUCGAGCUAGCCAAGCGAAUCACAUCGUACGGCGAGACAUGCGCCGGUCUGGAACAGUACGCCAUCAAGAAGUACGCUGAAGCAUUUGAAGCACUGCCAAGAGCCUUGGCCGAUAAUGCUGGAGUCCGAUCAACGGAGGUUCUCUCAAAACUCUAUGCUGAGCAUCAGAAGGGAAGCGUGAAUGCUGGAUUCGAUAUUGAGGCUGAAGGACCAGAAACUAAGGAUGUCGCCAAGGCAGGAAUUAUUGAUCUAUACGCAACCAAGUAUUGGGCUAUCAAGUUUGCCACAGCCGCUGCCAACACCGUCUUGAGGGUCGACCAGAUUAUCAUGGCGAAGGCUGCUGGGGGACCAAAAGCACCAAAGCAGAAGAACGAUUGGGAUGAGGAUUAAUAGGAACUAGCAUACAUCUGAAUGUCUCUCAAAACAAUAUUCUGACAGCCGGGAAAGACAAUGAGUUUCAGGUCAAUUCCAGUUUGAUUCCAAAAAGUGCUUUUACAUGUACCCUGUAAGGAUUGCAUAUCAUAUUUGGCUGUCAGAUUAAGUGUCGAGAGAACCAAUCACCAAAGAUGAAUAAUGAAGGUCUGUGAGGCGUUAUAAGGACCGUGACAAAACAUAGUCCGUUUGUGAUGUUACAUUUCGAGCAAAAGGGCCUUGCUUGUGUGACUAUGUACAGAUCUUCUUCCUUCAUCUUAUCAACCUAAUCCUAUAAUCCUAAGUGUGUGUGUAGUUUUUAAAUUGGAAUACUGAUAUUUAUAAAUGUGAUCCAUUCGUUUCUUCACAGAGUAUUUGUGUUUGGGGUCUACCGUUAACAAUAUCAUUUUGGCAACAUUGUCUGUGGCAUAUCUCAUGCUGGUCAUCUCAUGUCCACCACUAUUGAUAAAGACCUGCUCCAUGACAAUAUCUUCAUUCAAUUAGCCUCAUGCUGGGCUGAAGUUGGUGUGGUAUACAUUCUGCAUGCUGUGAACAACAGGGAUUUGAUGCAAAUGGAUAAUUAUUUGGUUAAUUAGAUGGCUAUUUGCAUCAAAUCCCUGUAAGUUGUGGACGAUCCUGUGUGGUAAUGACUGACCCCAUUCGCACGCUUUUGCUCCUUUGUCUUGUGAAGUGGAGCAUGUGCUACAAUGUAUCUACGAACAAUUGUCCUGUUUUGUUACUGCAUCUUUUCAAAUAAAUAAGAUUAGUUCAAA
Molecule: messenger RNA, 2448 nt
Organism: Lineus longissimus
Lineage: Eukaryota; Metazoa; Nemertea; Pilidiophora; Heteronemertea; Lineidae
Product: T-complex protein 1 subunit theta-like
Exons: 14
Coding region: 17-1654 (545 amino acids)
Biological process (GO): protein folding
Cellular component (GO): chaperonin-containing T-complex
Molecular function (GO): ATP-dependent protein folding chaperone; ATP hydrolysis activity; ATP binding
Source: RefSeq, a predicted model, not a curated record